AUGAACUCAGUGGAACGUUUAGUUUACUACAGUGAUAAGUUAGAAGUAGAAGCCGAGAAUAUAAUACCGGACAACCGACCACCACCUGGGUGGCCAGCUCGUGGAGAAAUUCACAUUAAAAAUUUAGAAAUUAAAUAUGGACCUGAUAGUCCUCUAGUUUUAAAAGGAAUAUCUGUUAAUAUUAUGGCUGCUGAAAAGAUUGGAAUUCAUAACGACCUUAAACUUUGGAAUGCACUUCAUCGUGUAUACUUGAUUAAAAAUUCCAACUCUACUUUUGAAAAAGAACUAGAAGAGUUAGAAGAUAUUCAUUCUAUUUCAGACCUGAAAAGUAAUAAACAGGAAUCAACAACACUUGACUUACCUGUUACAGAAAAUGGUGCAAAUUUUUCCCAAGGCCAACGACAGCUAAUUGCACUUGCCAGAGCAUUAGUUCGUCAUCCUAAAUUGAUAAUAUUAGAUGAAGCUACUGCAAGUGUAGAUUUCAAAACUGAUCAUCUGAUACAGACUACAAUUCGGAAAGAGUUUAAAGAUAGUACUGUUAUCACUAUUGCACAUAGAUUACGAACAAUCGCAGAUUAUGAUAGAAUUUUGGUUUUGGAUGCUGGAAUUGUAGUAGAAUUUGAUAUUCCAUAUUUAUUGAUGCAGAAGCCAGAUGGGUGGUUUAGAGGGCUGUGUGAUAGAAGUGGUGAAUUUACAGAAUUAAUGGAAAUUGCUAAGCAAAAAUAUGAGUGUAUAUCGUCGAUACAUUAA
Racocetra fulgida is the source of this 750-nucleotide messenger RNA. Lineage: Eukaryota; Fungi; Glomeromycota; Glomeromycetes; Diversisporales; Gigasporaceae. The record is from the annotation of a GenBank genome assembly.